Messenger RNA from Parus major (Great Tit), 7142 nucleotides. It is a transcript of the gene NIPA1, whose product is annotated as NIPA magnesium transporter 1. Bases 1611 to 2384 code for a protein of 257 amino acids. Gene Ontology annotation, molecular function: magnesium ion transmembrane transporter activity. Gene Ontology annotation, cellular component: membrane. Gene Ontology annotation, biological process: magnesium ion transport. The record is from RefSeq and is a predicted model, not a curated record. The transcript has 4 exons. NCBI's taxonomy places the organism in Eukaryota, Metazoa, Chordata, Aves, Passeriformes, Paridae.
GACAUCAGGAAAUCUGGGUUCUCAUCUUGAAUCUCACGCUCCAUGAAAUUCCAUUCACGUGACAUGAAAUUCCCAUCCCUAGAAAUAUCCCACUUUUAGUAAACUCUUACCAUGGCUACCAUGCCUCGUGGUGUUUGCAAAGGCAAAGAGCUGGGACAAACAUGAGUCAGACAUCUUUCCACAUUUCUGAACCAUUUAGUACUUGCAGCCCUUGGCAGCCACACACUGCUCUGACUCUGGGUUCCUGCAUGGUUUGUGUCUCUGUAUUGCACUGGCCAGCUCAGUUUUUAAUAAAAGUCAAAGCCAAAUUAAAAAUUGUUGCUCUGCACAAAAGGGCUCAUUGAGUACAUGUUAUGUUUUAGAUCAGAAAGCAUUUAACUGGACUCAAUUAAGAAAAAAAAAACCUCUUUUGGUUUCUGGUUCAACAGAUACAGUUUCAGUUUUGCUUUUAAUCUGCAAGAUCAAUGCAAAGCCUUCUGUGGUGCUGAUAUGAGAUCAGUGUAAUUUUACCCUUAAUAUCUUUGUAACUCUGCUAACACCAAGUUCAUUUUCUGAUGUGUGUCUGGAGCAUGGGGAGCAACUAGCUUUCUCUUCUUACACAUCAGCCCUAGUUCUACCCACAAGCUUAGAAUCAUACCCCACUUUUAGACUCUAAUCCAGCCUUUUGUGAAUUAUUUGGAAAGUUCUGAUGCUGUUUCUGAGAAGUAUAUGAGUCCACUUGUGCCCCUGGUUUUGUCUUACCUUUGGCAAGGUAAGUCUGAUUUUUGGUUUUGUUGUCUUAAAGCUAUGCAAAAGGAAUGAAAACCGAUAGAUCCCAUUGAAGGACAAAAUUCACAGCAAGUGUAGAAACAGAGCUUCAGAAGAAAAGUCCUCAGCUGAUUUAACCUGAGUUUAAGUAAUUCUUUGACCACUUCCUCCCCUGACAGAAUCACUACUGCCUAAGUAGAAAUAAAUCUGUGCGUCAGUCACUGUUUAUCACACCUGAGGCUCCUGUAAUCUCUAAGCAGAAGAAGUUAAAAAAGGGAGGUUUUAUUACAGGACUUAUCUUGGUGAAUCAGAGAAAACAAUUUCAUGCUUAAAAGAGCUGACUGAAUUGAAUGAAGGCAAAACUGCUUAAGGGAAUGAUAUCAGUUGGCUUUUUUUCCAGUAGCUAGAUGCAGGUAUUUCAAAACAAAACUGAGGAACCAAGCAAGAAGAAUUGCUUGGAUGUUAUAGACUCAGAAUGGCAGCACAGUCACAAACAGCAAUAGCAAGGGCUAGGUAGGCACCUCUGUGAUGCAGAGAAAGGUGCUGUUUGGGGAAAGGUAUUACUUGUGGAAUUAGCAGUACCCCCAGUUAUCUGGGUGAAAUGAUAACAGCUGACAUAAUUUUCUCAAGAGAAUUUGGAGUUUGGAUGACUAACAAAACCCACAUAAACUCUAUCAACUUGUUCUCGUGGUAUUUGUUCAGAUGGUGAAUAAGUGUUUCUGUGUUGCCAUGCUGACUCAGCAUAAUGCUGCCCAACCGUUUGGGGCUCCUGGGAUCCACUGGAUUACUGAAGACUUCAAAGGAAGGGCUGCAGAUUCUGCUAAGGGACUUUUCCUUACUCUAGUCAAAAGACUGAUUGCAGCAUGUGUACAGUGGCACUGGGUCAAAUAGGGAAUUUCUUGGCCUACACUGCAGUCCCAACUGUGCUAGUGACACCCUUGGGAGCUCUUGGCGUUCCAUUUGGGUCCAUCUUAGCUUCUUACCUACUGAAAGAGAAACUGAACAUUCUUGGCAAGCUGGGAUGUUUGCUAAGCUGUGCUGGGUCUGUUGUUCUCAUUAUCCAUUCCCCAAAGUCCGAGAGUGUAACAACUCAGGCUGAGCUUGAAGAGAAGCUUACAAAUCCAGUUUUCGUGGGUUAUCUCUGCAUAGUGCUGCUAAUGCUUCUCCUGCUUAUCUUCUGGAUAGCUCCAGCUCAUGGACCUACUAAUAUUAUGGUUUACAUCAGUAUUUGCUCUCUGUUGGGCAGUUUUACUGUUCCCAGUACAAAAGGCAUAGGGCUGGCUGCUCAAGAUAUCUUUCACAAUAACCCAUCAAGUCAAAGGGCUCUGUACCUCUGUCUGGUGCUUCUGGCAGUAUUAGGAUGUAGCAUUAUCAUUCAGUUCAGAUACAUCAAUAAGGCACUGGAGUGUUUUGACUCCUCUGUGUUUGGUGCCAUCUACUACGUUGUGUUUACCACCCUAGUCCUGCUGGCUUCAGCCAUCCUUUUCAGGGAAUGGAGUAAUGUAGGAGUCGUAGAUUUUUUGGGCAUGGCUUGUGGAUUCACCACAGUAUCUAUUGGAAUUGUUCUUAUACAAGUCUUCAAGGAAUUCAACUUUAAUAUUGGAGAUUUAAACAAGCCUAACAUGAAGACAGAUUAAAAUAAUUUUGUGGGGAAACUGGAUGGCUCAGGGAAGGAUGCAGAGCUGUUCAUUUCUAGGUCACUGUUUCAAAUAGGAUUCAGGCUGGUAACUACCCUCUGACAAUUUGGUGGCCUAUGUGAAAUGAAUUGGAGGCCUCCAUCCAGUUUCAAAGGAACAGCUGUCCAUGUAACCCAGUCAACACAAUAAAUGACCUUAAUUGGAACUACUGAUUGAGUCAGCAUAGAGACCAAUGUAUUUCCUCACUGUAAAAGGUAGUCCAUCAGAAAAGCUCUGUGAAUAUUCUGACAGACCUGUGUGAAAGCUUGUUUUGUGUCUUCUGAGGUACCAUUUCUGUGGGCAGAGGACAUCAGUUUCUAAUGCACUCAAUCUGAUACCUUUCAUCAUAAGUGAUGUAUACCUUAAAAUAAGAGGGGGAAAGUAAGUGGAACAAUUUGUGAAUCUCAGUAUAGCAAUGUCUUCACCGUCAAGGCUGUGAAUUCUCAGACAAAUGUUGGUUGGAUCAUGGGCUGCAGAUUUGUUCUUUUUAGUGGCUGUCUUGGCAACUUUGUCUGCCAUGCGGUGAAGACAUGGGGGAGUUUUAAAUUGAAUUAUUUAUACAGAGCAGUGGACCCUUACAUAUCUUUCACUAAUUACUUAUCAGCUCAUGGUAGUGUCCAGGUAUGCAUUUCUUUGUAACUUACAUUCAUUAAGACAUACUGCAUUCAUCUGAGAGUUUUUAAUUAGGAGCAGGUAGAAAGACUGUGAAGGAUGCGGAAAUGAUGCACAGAUUCAUUGCCUACAUGGUGGCUUAUCUGUAAGCAGCUCAGAACUGUUUCAGUGCCUUUGCAAUCAAAAAAUACUGCAUAAUUGUGAAUGUAUUUGUUUCAGAUGGCCUAUACUCGUUUAAUAAUUCAAUUUCACUGUAUACAAUAUUGGACUAUAUUAAAAUUCUAAACACAUAAAGCAUCUAGAAGGACCAUGUGUUUUUGGAAGAAUUUACAAACCUGAACUGAAACCCCUGGAUGCCUUGACAGCUUCUGAAAAACUCAUAGUCCUAAUGCGAAGAGGAGUGUUGAAAUCAGUCCAGCCUACCUUUAUUUUAGUUAAAUGACUAAAUGCAGGAGACCAUUUAUGUGAAACAGCUGAUAAAUAGGGACCACAAAAAAAAAAAAAAAGAAAUUAAAGAGAGAGAAGAGCAUGAGAUUUUCAUAACUCAAAAAAGAUGAUCUGAUAUUCUUGUUACCUGUGAAAAACUGAAAAAACUAAAGUAUUCAGAGAGCUGAGUUUUAGGCAACUGAUAGGGACAUUCAGGUUGGUAAUUCAUAGACUUGUGUGAACAGUUCAGUUGUAAUAUUUUCACAAGUAGUACAGACAGCUUAAGCUAUGACAGGGUAAGUCCAAACAGCUCUGUUUAAACCAUUUAGAGAACAUUAGUAUAUUAAAGAAUGAAAUAGUUAAUUUCAUGUUCUACUUAUAUUUGGUGGCAAAAACAUCAUGAGUCAAAAAGUUGAAAGCUUAAAAAGCAAUGAAUGUUUGUUUCCAUGUAAGUACAAAAAUGGAAGAGUAUGGUGGAACUCAACAUCUCUAGAUCAGAACAUCUCCUGAGAAAACAGAAAAUCCCAGUGUAAUUACAAGACAGUAUUUGAGAAAAUUCCCAACGCUUUAUCAAGGAAUCAUUAAUGUAGCUUUGUUCCUGCCUGACAGGAACAUGGAUGUUGAUUAGUGGGGAGUAAUAUUGUCUGCUCUUGUGAUGUUUUUUGUUGACCUGAAUUGAGGUUUCCUUAAAACUCAACUUCCAUUUUCAUUUAAAAUGAAUGCUGUAAGCCCUGCUAAUGGCAGCAAUAAUUGCAGAAGUGAAUCAAAAAGAUUUAGUGUUCUGAAGGGACUGUUCUGAGGGAGUAAAAGCCCUACUAUGUUAUUUGCAAGCUUGUUUUAAAACUCCAUAUUGCAGGGGAAUGGCUCUGAGUUGGCAGAAAUGUGCACUUAUAGGCCAGCACACAGUAACUGGGUAUCUUAAUGAAGUAGAGUAGCACUAGCAGAGAAAAUACCAUCUCCAUGGAUUUUCAAAUACUGUGCAAGGUUUUUAGAAAGUUUGAGAAUUGUAGAUGAGGGUAAUUAGGCUAUGAAAUCUGGUUAAACUAGCCUCUGUCCAUUACUGAUUGGAAGAUAGUAUCUUGGUUCUCAGCAAACACUUAUAUUUUGUCAUAUUAACUCCCUUUCUUUUGACUGAAGGUGGAAUUGCACAUAGGUUACAAGACUUGUACUAACCUACUUUUUAAAACAAUGUUAUCCAGUUUCUGAAGCAGUCAUCUUUUCAAAGUUCAGCUUCAGUGUUCAUGAGUUGUAUGUUGGUUUUGUAUUAGCCUUUAAUCUCUGAAGACUUCUAUGAAAAUCUUCAGGUUAAAAUGGAAAUCAUUGUGGUCUCAUUCCUCCUUUGGCCAUAUUUGUCUGUCUUGGUUGGUUUUAAAAUUAAUUCUCAAUUAUUUAUAAAGUGCCUGUCCUAGUACGUUAGAUGCAUAUGCAAAUUAUUAGUAAAUAUUAGGUUAAAAAUAACUUGAUUGCCCUGUCUAAACCUUGACAUUUUCUGCACCACACAAAGUUUACUUGGUAAGUGCUCACUAUGCAGAGGAAGAAUAAAGUAGCAACCAUGUUCUGUGGUCCUCUGGCCAUUGUAACCACUGAUAAAUGUCAGAAUAGUUCUCUUCUCCCUGGCUGCUCCUCAUCUGUGAUGAGCUUUCUAGAAAUGUCUAAUUAACCUUGAUGUUUAAAAUAUUUCAAAAGCCAGCACAUAAGGUGAAAGAAAUUCUCGUGGCCUUGCACAUCAUUUGUAUCUGCAGCCUUUUACUUCUUGAAUGCUAAGUAACUGAAAGCUUUAUUUUUGCUACUUUGUUCAGUGUGUAGCAGUGUUCUUUCAAGUUCUGCUGUACCUGGAUCUGGUUCAGUUCUAAGUUUAGAAAUGUAUUAGCAUUUUCUGUUGUCACUGUUGAUAUGAUUCUUUCCCCCUCCAUCCCACGCCCUCCUUUUUCUAGGUGUCCUACCUUUUUUAGUCCCAUUGCUUUUCUGAUCUGAGAGGAGGCACUGUUGAAUUUUUGCUGUUCCCCCUUUUUUUCCACACCUUUGACAAGUAAGCACUUUGAAUAAGACAGAUAUCUGAGUUCCAUCAUCUCAGGGAGCAAAUGUGCACGGUUGUCUCCUGAGCUCUGGCACCCCUCAUGGGUCGGCCCUUUUCCCAUUCUCAUUGUGUUAUAUACAUUGAUAGCUGCAAGCCAGAUGACUUCAGUUCUGAUUGCAAAGUACAAGUGGGAGAGGCUACACAUACAAAAAGCGGACUCAUUACAGUGGUGGAAUGCAUUUGAAUGACAUUCAAAUCCAUAUGAAAGGCGCUUCACUCCUAUGUCUGACUUCUGUUACACUUGUCAAACAUAUUUACAUGGUACUCACUUGAGGAUAGCUCUUUGAUCAUUAUCCCUUCAGUGUAUGGAGGAUUUGCAUUUGUCAGUCACAAUCUCUAUUAGGUGUCAACCACAAAAUUCCCUCAAAUGUUCAGUAGGAGAAUAGAAACCUUUUUGAUACAACCAAAAAAUCACAUUUGUUACACCUUAAAUACUUCUGUAAAAAAGAAAAAUAUCUAAACAAGUUAUCUGCUGUAUUGACUUUCCAGGACUCUGUAUGUGUAAAUAGAGCCUACUUAUUAGUGAGCUGCAACUAACAUUAAUAAGAACAUGUCAUAUCACAGUUCGACAAGUGAGGCUUCCUAUUAAUAAUACUGAUUUAUAUUGGAACAUAUGUAUUUUUGUGAAGCAACUAGCACUGCAAAAUCGAAACACUGGAUUAAGUUGUUGAAACACUAGAAAUGAGGUUUAGCUUUCAUUUUAUUUAGAAAAAAAAUAUAGGGUUUGUAUUUGAAGAAAUUUUGGGUUAAUAACUAGGGGAUCCUUUAAGUGGGAAUUUGCACAUUGUACCCCCCCCACACACAUUCUUGUUUCAUAAAUUUAAGACAUCAAGGAUUCUACAGAUAUUCCCCGGUUGUCUUGAAAUGGUGUAACUGCUGAAGUUUUCCUGUUAAAUCAAGCAUUAUCAAAUGUUUAUAUCUUACCUGUUAUCAUUGUAAUAAUUCUUUGGUGCUAUCUGUGGGCUUACAGAAUGCAGAAUUUUAAUGUGUACUGUGUUAAGCACCAAUGUUGUCAACAGUUAUCAUUACUAGUGCCCAAGUUAUCAGGCAGCAAUGCUGAAAUGUUACAGAUUAAGAAAUUUCUUUUUAAAAGUUGCAAAUAAGUUUCUUUAUUGUUUGUGGUUGUGUUGGGUCCUUCCAUGUCUACAUCCCUCCCCAGACAGUUGCUCUGUAAAGUGGAAAAUAUUAGAAAAUAUUACACAAAAGGGGUAUUUUUAAGUCAAUUUUUUUUAAAACUGUGGAACUUUCUCUUCCUUUUUUUUAAAUUUCCCUUUUUUGUUUCUUGAAUGUAAAAAGUAGUUCUAAUGGGAUAUAGGGAAAAGGUAGUUGGCAACAAUGUUAGGUUUGGUUGCUUCAAUGCUUUUGCAAUAUAGUUACUACAGAUUACACAAAUACGGUUUAUUUUAUUAGCUUCCAAAUAAUGUAUAUAUAGAUUUGUUAAUGGCUUACAAGUCAAGCUUACUCUCUUUGCUUUUUAAAAAAUAGUUAUAGGCAUGUUGUAUUUGCCUUGUGUAAAUUAUAAAAGGCUAUUUAUUAAGUUUUCUGAUAACUAAUCUAUUUAUUAACCUGUAUUGUUUUGAAAUAAAUGAUUUAUUUCUAGCUCA